Molecule: messenger RNA, 1374 nt
Organism: Vigna umbellata (rice bean)
Lineage: Eukaryota; Viridiplantae; Streptophyta; Magnoliopsida; Fabales; Fabaceae
Source: RefSeq, a predicted model, not a curated record
UCUCUCUCUCUCUCUCUCUCUCUCUCUCUCUCUCUCUCUCUCUCUCAAACAACACAAUUCAAUCGGCAAAUUCUCCUUCGUUCACAGUAAUGGAUUCCUGAUGCGAACUAUUUCUCUCUAUCUUUUGUAACAAUUCACUUUCUUCUCUCUCCUCGUUUAACUCCACUCUUUCGCAUCACAUUCGAUGAGUGAAACUAAGAUGUUUUGAGUGUAGAUCUCUCACAAGGAUUUCGGUUUUGGUUGGAAGCAAUUGAUUGCAACUGAUUUUGCUUUCUGAUUUCGAAAAUGUUUGACAGUAGUUUUAUUUCGAGGAAAGGAGUGGGUUUUGCGUGUGGCCGGAUGCGAGACAACUUUGCUUGCGGAAAGGUCUUUUAUAUGGAUUUAUGCGAUUAUUUUCUAUACCGUUAAAAACAUUGCGUGGAGCUAGUCGGUCGUUGAGAGUAGAUCAAUUUUGCAGUGUAGUGAAUCUAUCUUCCACACUGCAGAUUGAAUUGGUUCCGUGCCUUAGGGACAGUUAUGCAUAUCUUUUACAUGAUGUGGAUACGGGGACAGUUGGUGUUGUUGAUCCUUCCGAAGCUGCGCCUAUUAUAGAAGCUUUGAGUAAGAAAAAUCUAAAUUUGACUUACAUACUGAACACCCACCACCAUCAUGAUAUCACUAGUGGAAAUACAGAGUUGAAAGAAAGGUACGGGGCUAAGGUAAUUGGAUCAGAAAUAGACAAGGAAAGAAUUCCUGGUAUUGAUAUUUAUUUGAGUGAUGGAGAUAACUGGAUGUUUGCAGGUCAUGAGGUGCAUAUAUUAGCUACACCUGGUCACACUGAAGGUCAUGUAUGCUUCUACUUUCCAGGAUCGGCAGCAAUUUUUACUGGAGACACCUUGUUCAGCUUAUCAUGUGGAGAGAUCUUUGAAGGAACCCCUGAACAGAUGCUAUCUUCUCUUAAAAGAAUAAUGUCGUUGCCGGAUGAAACAAGUAUUUACUGCGGUCAUGAAUAUACAUUGAGUAAUUCAAAGUUUGCCUUGUCCAUAGAACCAGAAAACAAGGAACUUCAAUCCUAUGCUGCCCAUGUAGCUCACAUUAGAAAUAAGGGCUUGCCCACGAUUCCAACUACGCUUAAGAUGGAAAAGGCUUGCAAUCCAUUCCUUCGCACAUGGAGCAUGGAAAUCCGGCAAAAGCUAAAUAUUGUAGCCACCGCAGAUGAUGCAGAAGCCCUGGGUGUUAUUCGGCAAGCAAAGGAUAAAUUUUAGAAUUUCUUAAUUAAAUUUUAAAAUUCUAAAAGAUACUUAUUCUGUAUAGAUUAGGUUCAUGAAUCCAUCAAUGGAAUAAUAUUUACUUGGUGAUAUCGUAAUAUAAUUUUUUAAAUUUUCUUCGGCUUCA